Protopterus annectens (West African lungfish) is the source of this 4495-nucleotide messenger RNA. RefSeq names its product damage specific DNA binding protein 1 (gene DDB1). Gene Ontology annotation, biological process: proteasome-mediated ubiquitin-dependent protein catabolic process; DNA repair. Gene Ontology annotation, molecular function: protein binding; nucleic acid binding. The transcript has 27 exons. NCBI's taxonomy places the organism in Eukaryota, Metazoa, Chordata, Ceratodontiformes, Protopteridae. The record is from RefSeq and is a predicted model, not a curated record. Gene Ontology annotation, cellular component: site of double-strand break; nucleus. Bases 152 to 3574 code for a protein of 1140 amino acids.
UUCCGUUAUUCUUAGGUUUUUUUUUUUUUUGCCGCCGUUAUUGUGCGACAGUGUGUUAUCUAGCUGUUUUGUAUUAGUAUUGCUAUUCUUUUAUUCUUCUGUGAAACUACUUGUUUCCCAGGACAUUUGUUCAAGUUUUGAAGCUGCUGCCAUGUCGUACAACUACGUAGUAACGGCGCAAAAACCCACAGCCGUGAAUGCCUGCGUGACAGGUCAUUUUACCUCAGCAGAGGACCUGAACCUACUUAUUGCCAAGAAUACUCGUCUUGAGAUCUACGUUGUCACAGCAGAAGGACUCCGCCCUGUGAAAGAAGUUGGCAUGUAUGGGAAGAUUGCUGUCAUGGAGCUUUUCAGGCCGAAGGGGGAAAGCAAGGAUCUGCUGUUCAUCCUGACAGCGAAGUACAACGCCUGUAUUUUGGAGUACAAGCAGAGUGGUGACCACAUAGACAUAAUCACUCGUGCCCAUGGGAAUGUUCAGGAUCGCAUUGGGCGUCCCUCAGAGACUGGUAUUAUUGGCAUUAUUGACCCAGAGUGCCGAAUGAUUGGGUUACGUCUUUAUGAUGGGUUGUUUAAGGUCAUUCCCUUGGAUAGGGAUAACAAAGAGUUGAAGGCGUUUAACAUCCGCCUGGAGGAGCUACAAGUGAUUGAUGUUAAAUUCCUCUUUGGGUGCCAGGUUCCCACAAUCUGCUUUGUUUAUCAGGAUCCUCAAGGGCGCCACGUGAAGACUUAUGAAGUUUCACUGCGAGAGAAGGAGUUUAGUAAGGGCCCUUGGAAACAAGAAAAUGUAGAGGCAGAGGCAUCCAUGGUCAUAGCGGUUCCAGAACCUUUUGGUGGAGCCAUUAUAAUUGGUCAAGAAUCAAUUACCUAUCACAAUGGAGAUAAAUACUUGGCCAUUGCCCCACCUAUUAUUAAGCAAAGCACAAUUGUCUGCCACAAUCGAGUGGAUCCAAAUGGGUCACGAUAUUUAUUGGGAGACAUGGAAGGAAGACUUUUCAUGUUGCUACUUGAAACUGAGGAACUGAUGGAUGGGAUAGUUACACUUAAGGAUCUGCGUGUAGAGCUGCUGGGAGAGACCUCAAUUGCAGAAUGUCUGACGUACCUAGAUAAUGGUGUUGUGUUUGUUGGCUCUCGACUUGGGGACUCCCAGCUUGUCAAACUGAAUGUGGAUAGCAACGAGCAAGGUUCAUAUGUCCUUGGUAUGGAGACGUUUACCAAUUUGGGUCCGAUUGUUGAUAUGUGUGUGGUGGAUCUUGAAAGACAAGGACAGGGACAGCUUGUUACCUGCUCAGGUGCCUUUAAGGAGGGUUCUUUGAGAAUCAUUCGAAAUGGGAUUGGGAUUCAUGAACAUGCCAGCAUUGACCUACCUGGAAUCAAAGGGCUCUGGCCACUUAGGUCUGAUGUGGCUCGAGAUACAGAUGAUAUGCUGGUGCUUUCCUUUGUUGGGCAAACUCGAGUCUUGAUGUUAAAUGGAGAAGAAGUUGAAGAGACUGAAUUGCCUGGUUUUGUUGAUGACCAGCAAACGUUCUUCUGUGGUAAUGUAGCCCAUCACCAACUCAUUCAGAUUACCUCAGCAUCAGUGCGCCUUGUUAGCCAGGAGCCCAAAUCCUUGCUGAGUGAGUGGAAAGAACCUAAUGGCAAAAAUAUAAGCGUAGCUUCUUGUAACAGUAGUCAGGUGGUGGUUGCAGUUGGCAGAGUACUGUAUUACUUGGAGAUACAUCCGCGAGAGCUCAAACAAAUAAGCUUUACAGAAAUGGAGCAUGAAGUAGCAUGUUUGGAUAUUACACCUUUGGGUGAAAGCAAUGGCAUGUCUCCUCUGUGUGCUGUUGGACUUUGGACUGACAUAUCUGCUCGCAUAUUGAAACUUCCUACCUUUGAGAUGCUGCACAAGGAGAUGUUGGGGGGUGAGAUUAUUCCACGCUCCAUUCUUAUGACCACAUUUGAAGGCAGCCAUUACCUGCUGUGUGCAUUGGGAGAUGGAGCCCUCUUCUAUUUUGGAUUAGAUGUCGAAUCAGGUUUGUUAAGUGACCGCAAGAAAGUGACCCUUGGUACUCAACCUACAGUCCUGCGCACAUUCCGCUCAUUAUCAACUACUAACGUCUUUGCUUGCUCUGAUCGUCCUACUGUUAUCUACAGUAGCAACCAUAAGCUGGUUUUCUCCAACGUUAAUUUGAAAGAAGUCAACUACAUGUGCCCUCUUAACUCUGAGGGCUACCCAGACAGUCUUGCUUUGGCAAACAACAGCACUCUGACCAUUGGAACCAUUGAUGAGAUCCAGAAGUUGCACAUUCGUACAGUACCGCUUUAUGAGUCUCCAAGGAAGAUCUGCUAUCAGGAGGUUUCUCAGUGUUUUGGAGUGUUGUCCAGUCGUGUUGAAGUGCAAGAUGCCAGUGGGGGUACCACCGUGCUGCGACCUAGUGCUAGUACGCAGGCUCUCUCCAGCAGUGUGAGCUCAAGUAAGCUGUUCCCCAGCAGCACCUCUCCUCAUGAGACAUCUUUUGGAGAUGAAGUUGAAGUUCAUAACCUGUUGAUCAUUGACCAGCACACAUUUGAAGUGUUGCAUGCCCACCAGUUCUUGCAGAAUGAGUAUGCUCUCAGCUUAGUCUCCUGUAAACUUGGAAAAGACCCUAAUACAUACUUUGUUGUUGGUACUGCCAUGGUCUAUCCAGAAGAGACGGAACCCAAGCAGGGGAGAAUUGUCGUAUUCCAGUACUUAGAUGGAAAGCUACAGACUAUAGCAGAGAAAGAAGUGAAAGGUGCAGUAUAUUCAAUGGUGGAAUUCAAUGGAAAAUUACUUGCUAGCAUCAACAGUACUGUUAGGCUUUAUGAAUGGACAGCGGAGAAGGAGCUGCGGACAGAAUGCAAUCACUACAACAACAUUAUGGCGCUUUAUCUGAAAACAAAAGGAGACUUCAUCUUAGUGGGAGACCUGAUGAGAUCAGUGCUGUUGCUUGCCUAUAAACCCAUGGAAGGAAACUUUGAGGAGAUUGCCCGGGACUUUAACCCAAAUUGGAUGAGUGCUGUGGAAAUUCUAGAUGAUGACAACUUCUUGGGAGCAGAGAAUGCUUUUAACCUUUUUGUGUGUCAGAAAGACAGUGCUGCCACCACUGACGAGGAACGACAACAUUUGCAAGAAGUAGGUUUAUUUCAUCUAGGAGAGUUUGUAAACGUUUUCUGUCAUGGAUCACUGGUAAUGCAGAAUCUUGGAGAGACAUCCACACCAACACAGGGUUCUGUGCUCUUUGGCACUGUCAAUGGAAUGAUUGGGUUGGUGACCUCACUUUCAGAGAGCUGGUACAAUCUUCUAUUGGAUCUUCAAAGUAGACUCAAUAAAGUCAUCAAAAGUGUUGGCAAGAUUGAACACUCCUUUUGGAGAUCAUUUCAUACAGAAAGGAAGACUGAACCAGCUACUGGUUUCAUUGAUGGUGACCUGAUAGAAAGCUUCUUGGACAUCAGUCGGGCCAAGAUGCAAGAAGUGGUAGCAGGAUUACUGAUUGAUGAUGGAAGUGGAAUGAAGAGGGAGGCCACAGUAGAUGACUUGAUAAAAAUUGUGGAAGAGCUGACAAGAAUCCAUUAAAGACUGCAGUAUUAUAGGGGCUUCUUAGCUCUCAUUUGCUAGCUGAAAUACCCUAUUAGUUCCUUAAAAUAAUCUGGAAUACAGAAGCAGCUGUGACUAAGAUGAGUUUACUCUUGGGGAAACUGACUGCAUGUGCUGAGACCCCCUGAUCAGCAGGAAGUAUGGCACUACUUUGAAGGGGGUGCUCUGCAAGUGACUUUUUGGCUGCCUUUCCUUCACCUUACAACAAAGAGAGACUAGAUUACUUCUAGGUGGAAGAAAAGAUGCCACCAAGUGUUGCGGUUUCUGAUGACUAUUUCUGAUUGUGCUCAUAUUCUGUACAGUGUUGUGUCAAAUGGCUUACUUGCUGCAGAAUUUAAACCUUUACUGGGCUGAGUUCAUACCACACGGUAGCACAUUUUUCCUGUGCUGUCUACUGGUUUUCAAAUGUAAGCCAUUUAAUUUUGUUGUUGAACUGAGUGUUUUAGUAAUUCACGUUUCAGAAUGAAUUGAAUCCUAAGAGUUAAAGUAAAAUGAUGAUUUUCAUCAUCCUUGUCUGUUUUAGAAUGGGUUGGGAUCAUGGACAGUGUUUGAGUUCAGGAUGAAGGGUCAUCCCAUUAGUUUUGUUUGAAGCAUCUAUUAGUCAUGAUACCCAUAUUUCACCUUUUCACUUAGUUACAUAUUCAGAAAAGCCUUUUACAUUGCUGAGUGAAAUAGAUUUUUUUUUCUGUUUCAAAAUAAUGUAAGACAGAAGUUAAGCUUUGUGGUGCUCCUUAAAUCUGCCAUCAUUAACCUUGAAUGAACAGUUUUAGCACUGUUUUUGGGAUCUUGGUAGAACAAUUUUUCUGCUCUCCACCCUGCUGAUCAACUUAGCAUGACUCGGCUAAGGCAUUCUGGUCCUAUUUUUCUCUGUUUGUUUUAUCAAAUAAAGACAGAAAAGUA